AUGAGCCGACAGUUCAGCUGCAGAUCCGGGUACCGCAGCAGAGGGGGCUUUAGCUCCGGCUCUGCCGGGGCCCUCAGCUGCCAGCGCAGGACCACCAGCAGCUCCGUGCGCCGCAUUGGCGGAGGCGGGGGGAGGUUUACAUCGGGGGUCUGUGGGGGCGGCGGCGGCGGCGGCGGUUUCGGAAGCCGCAGCCUUGUCAGCCUCGGAGGCAGUAAAAGCAUCUCCCUGAGUGUGGCCAGAGGAGGGGGACGCUUUGGUGGUGGCUUUGGCGGCAGUGGUGGUGGCUUUGGGGGUGGCAGUUUCGGCAGCGGAGGUGGGUUUGGUGGAGGUGGUUUUGGGGGUGGUGGCUUUGGGGGUGGUGGCUUUGGAGGUGGUGGCUUUGGAGGUGGUGGCUUUGGGGGUGGAGGCUUCGGGGGUGGGUUUGGGCCUGUCUGCCCCCCUGGUGGCAUCCAGGAAGUCACCGUCAACCAGAGCCUUCUACAACCCCUCAAUGUGGAGAUUGACCCUGAGAUCCAAAAAGUCAAGUCUCGAGAGAGGGAGCAGAUUAAGACCCUCAACAACCAAUUUGCCUCCUUCAUCGACAAGGUGCGGUUCCUGGAGCAACAGAACCAGGUGCUGCAAACGAAAUGGGAGCUGCUGCAGCAGGUGGAUACCACCACAAGGUCCCACAACCUGGAGCCCUUGUUCGAAGCAUACAUCAGCAGCCUCCGAAACAGAAUAGACCAGCUGAAGAGCGACCAGUCUCGGAUGGAUUCGGAGCUGAAGAACAUGCAAGACCUGGUGGAGGAUUACCGCAACAAGUACGAGGAUGAAAUCAACAAGCGCACGAAUGCAGAGAAUGAAUUUGUGACCAUCAAGAAGGAUGUGGACGCUGCAUACAUGAACAAAGUGGACCUCCAGGCCAAAGUGGACACCUUACAGCAGGAAAUUGAGUUCUACACAACCCUCUUCCAAAUGGAGCUGUCCCAGGUGCAGACAGACAUCAGCCAGACCAACGUGGUGCUGUCCAUGGACAACAACCGCUCCCUGGACCUGGGCAGCAUCAUCGCCGAGGUGAAGGCACAGUACGAGGAGAUCGCCCAGAGGAGCAAGGCUGAAGCCGAGUCCCUGUACCAGACCAAGUAUGAAGAGCUGCAGAUCACGGCUGGCAGACAAGGCGACAGCGUGAAAAACUCAAAAAUGGAGAUAUCUGAGCUGAAUCGCACGAUGCAGAGACUCAGGGCUGAAAUCGAUAGCGUCAAGAAGCAGAUCGCCAGCCUGCAGCAGUCCAUCUCGGACGCCGAGCAGCGUGGAGAGAACGCCCUCAAGGACGCCCAGAACAAGCUGAAUGACUUGGAGGACGCCCUGCAGCAGGCCAAGGAGGACAUGGCGCGCCUGCUGCGCGAUUACCAGGAGCUCAUGAACACCAAGCUGGCCUUGGACAUCGAGAUAGCCACCUACAGGAAGCUGCUGGAAGGCGAGGAGAGCAGGAUGUCUGGGGAGUGCACCCCCAACGUGAGCGUGUCGGUGAGCACCAGCCACACCAGCAUCAGCGGAGGAGGCAGCCGGGGAGGCGGCGGCUACGGCUCCGGCGGCGGCGGCUACGGCUCCGGCGGUGGCAGCUACGGCUCGGGAGGCGGCGGCGGCUAUGGCUCCAGAGGCGGCGGCGGCGGCGGCGGCAGCUAUGGCUCCGGAGGCAGCUCCGGGGGCCGCAGAGGCGGCUCCGGAGGGGGUGGCGGCAGCUCGGGCGGCCGGGUUUCCGGCGGCGGGAGCUCCGGGGGCAGCUUCAGCUCCUCGGGGGGCCGGGGGUCCAGUUCUGGGGGCACCAAGAGCUCAGGAGGCAGCUCCAGCGUGAAGUUCGUGUCGGCCACUUACUCCUAA
Messenger RNA from Lepus europaeus (European hare), 1860 nucleotides. RefSeq names its product keratin 1 (gene KRT1). Lineage: Eukaryota; Metazoa; Chordata; Mammalia; Lagomorpha; Leporidae. Gene Ontology annotation, molecular function: structural constituent of skin epidermis. The transcript has 9 exons. The coding region runs from base 1 to 1860 and encodes 619 amino acids. The record is from RefSeq and is a predicted model, not a curated record. Gene Ontology annotation, cellular component: keratin filament. Gene Ontology annotation, biological process: intermediate filament organization; keratinization.